AACCCCUCCCCCACCCGGGAACUGGACUUGGAUAUAAAGAGAUUGUGCAGAAACAGCUACGGUACCUACUGCCCAGCUCUUCAGUCUCCUGGACAAGAGGACACCUCACCAUGAAGCUGUUUCUAUGUUUCUGCUUGGCCCUUUCUCUGGCAUUGGUUCUGGGGAAUCAUCACGAACAAGGCAACGAUGAGCACGGACAUGGCAAUGACAACCACGGAAGCGGCAAUGACAACCACGGAAGUGGCAAUGACAAGCACGGAAGCGGCAAUGACAACCACGGAAGUGGCAAUGACAAGCACGGAAGCGGCAAUGACAACCACAGAAGUGGCAAUGACAAGCACGGAAGCGGCAAUGACAACCACAGAAGUGGCAAUGACAAGCACGGAAGCGGCAAUGACAACCACAGAAGUGGCAAUGACAAUCACGGAAGCGGCAAUGACAACCACAGAAGUGGCAAUGACAAGCACGGAAGCGGCAAUGACAACCACAGAAGUGGCAAUGACAAGCACGGAAGCGGCAAUGACAACCACAGAAGUGGCAAUGACAAGCACGGAAGCGGCAAUGACAACCACGGACAUGGCAAUGACAAGCUCGGAAGUGGCAAUGACAACCACGGACAUGGCAAUGACAACCACGGACAUGGCAAUGACAACCAUGGAAGUGGCAAUGACAACCACAGAAGUGGCAAUGACAACCACAGAAGUGGCAAUGACAACCACAGAAGUGGCAAUGACAACCACAGAAGUGGCAAUGACAACCACAGAAGUGGCAAUGACAAGCACAGAAGCGGCAAUGACAACCACAGAAGUGGCAAUGACAAGCACGGAAGCGGCAAUGACAACCACAGACACGGCAAUAACAAUCAUGGAAGUGGCAAUGACAACCACAGACACGGCAAUCAUCAUAAUAACCACCAUGGAUUGGUUCGUCCUGACCGUUGUCAAGGCCUUGAGAUGGACGCUGCAACUGAGAAUGAAGAGGGUGUACCUUACUUUUUCAAAGGUCACUUUUUAUUCAAGGGCUUCCAUGGCAAACCUGAGGUGGCCAAUGAGACUUUUCCUGAGUUGGAUGAAUAUCAUCACCUCGGCCAUGUAGAUGCUGCUUUCCUCAUGCACUACGAGGACGAGCCCACCCACCAUGACCGCAUCUUCUUAUUCUUGGACAACAAAGUAUUUGCCUACUACCAACACAAGCUGGAGAGCGGCUACCCCAAGAAUAUCUCUGAAGUCUUCCCUGGAGUCCCAGACCACCUAGAUGCUGCUGUAGAGUGUCCCAGUCCACAGUGUGCAAUCGACUCUGUCCUCUUCUUCAAGGGAAAGGAUGUCUACCACUACAUACCACAAAACAAGACUGUGCACAAGGAAGACUUCACGCUAAACUGCACUUCUACAUUCCGCUUCAUGGAGCACUUCUACUGCUUCCGUGGACACAAGUUCUCCAAGUUUAACCCAAGGACUGGUGAGGUUAAUGGGAAAUACCCCAAAGAGGCACGUGGCUACUUCAUGAAGUGCUCUAAGUUUGGUGCUGACAGUGACCAUCUGGAAAGAGAACGCUGCAGCCGUGUUCACCUGGAUGCCAUCACAUCAGACGAUGCCGGAAACAUUUACGCCUUCAGAGGUCACCAUUAUAUUCGUGAAUUUGAAAACGAUACGCUGACGUCUGGCACCAUUGAGAGUGCUUUCAAAGAGUUGCACAGCGACGUGGAUGCUGUCUUCUCCUAUAACAAUCAUCUCUACAUGAUCAAGGACAAACAACUGUAUGUUUACAAAGUUGGUGAGCCCCACACCCUUCUGGCUGGCUACCCCAAGACUGUGAAGGAGGAGCUGGGCAUCGAAGGCCCCAUUGAUGCCGCAUUUGUCUGCCAAGACGAUCACAUUGCUCACAUCGUCAAAGGCAGAGACAUCUAUGAUGUGGACUUGAGUGUCACUCCUCGUGUUGCAACCAACAAGCGUCCAAUCGCCGUCUUUAAGAAAGUUGACAGUGCCAUGUGCGGUCCUGAUGGAGUUAAAGUGAUUGUUGGGAGCCACUUUUACAAGUUUGCAAGUCCCAUGCUGUUCGUCGCUUCCAGGGCCAUGCCCCAGCCUCACAAAGUGUCUCGGGACCUGUUUGGCUGUGAUCACUAAGCAGCUACUUUGAAAGGACUGAAUGGCUACUGCAAAGCAUCACAAACAACACGAUCAAACUACAGCACUGAUGACAUCUGUCUAGAGGCCACUUUCUGCCUUAAAACUGGUUUCCCUUCUGUGCCUUACCUCAAAAGUAAACCUGAACAUCUGCUAUUUCUCCUAGAAGGGAUGCUGUUUUCUUGCCAACACUUUGUGGUCCUUUAUGCUACCAAGGACGUUGGAUUUUGUACAGUGUCGUCAAUAAAAAGCUGCAGCAACCAA
Messenger RNA from Nothobranchius furzeri (turquoise killifish), 2387 nucleotides. It is a transcript of the gene hpxa, whose product is annotated as hemopexin a. Lineage: Eukaryota; Metazoa; Chordata; Actinopteri; Cyprinodontiformes; Nothobranchiidae. The record is from RefSeq and is a predicted model, not a curated record.